CAGAGAUUGGAACGUUAGGUUCAGGUAAGGAAAGGUAGGCAACAGUCGUUACUUCCCAGCGAAGACUCAUACCUCCUUCGCUUUUUACCAGCUUAUUCUCUGAAUUAUUCUUCAAAUCAUUCUCUGCAAUAUACAUCACAAUGACUGAACAGCAGCCAACUAUGCGCAAGACACGCUUCGUCUGCGUCUCCGAUACGCACAAUGCCUCUCCCAACGGAGCAUUCAAAUUACCAAAGGGUGAUGUCUUAAUACAUGCUGGAGAUAUGACGAAUCAGGGUUCAAUAUCGGAGUUGAGAAAGACAGUCAAAUGGGUAGAAGAAGCAGACUUUGAGGCUAAGAUAGUCAUUGCUGGAAACCAUGAUAUUACCCUCGAUUCAGGAUUCUAUGCUCAAUAUGGAUCCUACUUUCAUAAUCAACACCCUCAAGAUCCCGCAGAAUGCCAACAACUCCUCGAACAAUCGGCCUCCAUCCGUUGGCUCAGGCAUGAAUCUGCCACGAUCAAGCUCGAUUCACCUACUGGACCGCGGACUACCUUCAAGAUCUUUGGUUCUCCAUUGUCACCAGAGAAUGGCAUGUGGGCAUUCAGAUACAGACCAGAGGAAGCGGUUCAUGUCUGGGAUCAGAUCCCCCUCGAUUCGGACAUUGUUAUGACACAUACACCGCCAAAAUAUCAUUGCGACGAAACUGGGCAACGUCGAUCUGCUGGUUGUGAGAGUCUACGUAAUGCUUUAUGGCGUGUACGACCUCGAUUGGCGAUCUGCGGACAUGUUCAUGAGGGCAGAGGGGCAGACCGUGUGCGCUGGGAUCUUAGGUCUUCCAAUCUCAAAUACAAAGAGGAGAGUGUUCAACGGUGGGAAGAUCCUGGCCGAGAUAACAAGAAAAUGUCCUUAAUCGACCUCACCUCGAAAGGGAGCAACGCACUUGACAAUGAUGGGUCCAAUGGAGAGAUUGUUGAGUCUUCGCCAACGCUCUCGACCUCGCAAGCCCCGAUUGUUCCCGUUGUCAAUUUACAGCAACGUUCUUCGAACGUCGCAAUAUCGCGGAUCGCAACGAAUCUACUGGCUCUUCCCGCCGAGACUCUUCCUGCAGCAACUCGAGGCCACGGAGGCUGCCCACCAUCGUUGAGGUGUGAUCUGGAAGCUCUGUCCGGAAGACUUGGACGUCGAGAAACAUGCAUAAUCAAUGCAGCCAUCAUGACAUCAAGCUGGCCUCAUGGUUCCGGUGGCGGCAAGAGGUACAAUAAGCCCAUAGUUGUUGACAUCGACUUGCCUGUGUGGGGAGAAUAA
Mollisia scopiformis is the source of this 1286-nucleotide messenger RNA. Its product is annotated as Metallo-dependent phosphatase. Lineage: Eukaryota; Fungi; Ascomycota; Leotiomycetes; Helotiales; Mollisiaceae. The transcript is spliced from 2 exons. The record is from RefSeq and is a predicted model, not a curated record. Bases 141 to 1286 code for a protein of 381 amino acids. Gene Ontology annotation, molecular function: hydrolase activity.